AUGGGGAACAUUGACAAUGCUGUCCCUUUCUUUGGAGACAAGUUUAACAAAAUUUAUCCACUUAUUAUGGUUGUAUACACCCUUUUGGUAGCAAGCAACUUCUUUGAUAGGGUAUUUGAUUUUCUCGGGAGCUGGAAGAGAUAUGUUUUUGAAACCGAAGCUGAAGAUAUGGAUGGUUUUGAUCCAUCAGGAUUAAUUAUCUUACAGAAAGAACGAUCUUGGCUUGAACAAGGACGCAACGUAGGCGAGCAAGUUGUUCCAUUAGUGAGGAAUUUUAAUGGAAUUGAUCUUGAAUCUAAUAGUACGGUGAACAAUGAUGUUGAAAUGAAGGGAACUUCCGCUUUAGUUAAUAAAGAAAUAGAUGGAAAUCAGCCUAAAACUUUGAAGGACGAGACAAGGAGAUAUAGCUCGAGCAGGGAAGCCAUCAGCAACAAGUAUGCUGCAGUCAGACAGCAAAGUGGAUUAGCAUCUAAAUUGAAGGCAGAAGAGAAAAAUUUAGAAUCUGCUAAAGUUUCCUUGGUAGAUCACGACAAUACUCGUUCUGGUAAUGUUGCUGGAACUUCAGGCUUGGCCUCUACAUGGAAAACAAUGAAAACAGGCUUUCAGAGUUUCAGGGCGAACUUAGGGGGCAACAGGUUUUCACCCAUUCGGCAAACACAGGAAGAUGAGAUUUCUCGUGUGUCCUCAGCUGAGUCCCUUGAUGAUAUAUUUCAAAGGCUGAAACAGCCUGCAUUGCACCGAAAUAUUGACAAUGAUGAGGACGAUUUGAUGGAGCGCAAUAUUUCUGGCCCUCCUAGAUGA
Sphenostylis stenocarpa is the source of this 801-nucleotide messenger RNA. NCBI's taxonomy places the organism in Eukaryota, Viridiplantae, Streptophyta, Magnoliopsida, Fabales, Fabaceae. The record is from the annotation of a GenBank genome assembly.